UAUUGAGAGUAAUGUUUUGUUGUUUGUACUGUCACAGAUUCAAUUUGAUGCCCCGAGUCGAUCAUUAACGGCGCGUAACGCGAGAAGUGCGUAUCUGAGCAACAAGCCGAGAACAAUUUGGAUUAAGGGGGGGUGGGGGUGCAUUUACAGAAGUGAAAUGUUUAUCUUGAAGCACCUUAUCUCAGGUGGUUUAAUAUUGCUCUGCUGCAAGGACAUAUUCCGGGUGGGUUUCCGCAUCUGAAACAGAUCAGUGUGGAUUUAUUUCAGGAAAUGACUUCUUCUGGUGUGACAGAAGUCAGAUGGGGGCCCUUAUAUUUCUUUGACCAGGUGAGCCAGCAAGACGAAAACGAAUUAAAGGGGUACGAGGCAGCAUUUUACAUUUAAAUGGCACAAACGAUGAACCGCAAUUCGAAGACAGGAUACUAAGCAAUCUAGAGGAGAAAGAAGGAAGGAAGGAAGAAGGCGAUGAACCUGACAGCUCAUCUUCUUUGAACUUGAAGGAUCCGAUGGAGGCAUACAAGCGAGCAGCCCCCCAGUUAUUAAAUGAAUUGGCUCGCCUGCUUUCGCAACGUAAGUGGUCUGAGGAGAGGCGCAUUCCUCGCGGGAUUGUAAAUAUUCUGAAGUACUCCUGGCACGAGUUGACUGCAGGGGCGCUGCGUUUAAGUCCGAAACUGACUGACAAGCUGCCGAAGUCUGCAGGUUCCCUAAAGGUGCAACAAACUCCCCGCCAGGUGUCAGCCGGUGCCCAGGAGGAAACAGCAGAGACGAACUCGUGUGCUGCAGGAAGUGCUGGUUUCACAGAGGGAAAGCCACAAGUUCAACUAAACCCAAAUGUGAAAAAGAGCGAACAAAGAUCAAGUAGAGGUUGGAUCACUCAGCCUAAUGAUGUGCCUGAACACAUCAGUUCAUGUCAGUUGGUGGUGGAGUGGCUGCAGGGAGCAAACAACCCAGAAAAACUGCCACCACCUGAGCUGGAUGUGAACAAACAGCUCCUCCUCCGUCACUACGGGGAUGGAAAGUCUAAAGUGACACACAGGAGGAGAAAGGACCAAACUGCCACUUUAGUGAACGGGAUGCCCCGGAUACCAGAAGUGAAGCAGCAGGAUCUAGCCCAGCGCAAACUGCACUACAGGAGCAACGAUGGCUCCUCAUUCAUAUACUACCCAUCUGGUUGCAUGGCAGUGUGCCAGAGUCACUCAGGCCUGUCCUGUGGAGGCUUCUAUACCAACGUGUUCAGUGACAACAAGUGUCCCAUCAUACUCGCGACUAUUACGGCAUUUGGGCACGGGGCUGUCACACACCCUCUCAGCUCUGCCAUCACAGCUCUGUGGGACCAGGAUGGUGGAUUCAUAUGCGAUAUUUACGGAAACAAAUCUAAGGCGUGGAGCUGGAAGACACAUCACAGAAAAAAGAUUGCAAUACAGAUUUCUGAUCACGUGUCAGUGAGUCUGUUCAGCGGUACGUCUGCAGCGCUCACCUUCAGAUGUGAAAAUCAAAGUGUCCAGCUUCCACUUUCUUCCCUGUCUAACCUGAAUCAACCAAAGGAAAUACCUUGUUUAAAGACUCGGGGAAAGUUUAUCUCUGAUGCUGCUCAAGACCUCCUGCAGUCGAGGGAGAGAGGGCAUCCUGUCCUGUCACUGACGCAUAAAUCUGUGUGCUCUCGGGAGGCUCUCCAGAUGGUGAGAAAGGGGAAGAGGCAGGAGGAGUCGUCAGCACAGUGGAAAAGAGGAGGUCAUCCGAGCGGGAUACUGAUGAGGCUUCAGCGGAGAGCACAGAAAACCGUGGAAGACUGGUUGGACUAUUAUUGUGUGGCUGUCGGUAUCAAGUGUCCUAAAUCGAAGCGGAUGCCAGAUGCCCCGCCGAGGACCGGGCCGAGAAGAGAGGCACAGUCAGCUGCUCUGCCCUCUCUGAACCCACCUGAACGAGCAGAUGCUAACCCAGUCCAGCCAGAGGAGAGCAGGGAUGAGUUUCACAGGCACCUGUCACCACCAGCAGAAAGAGUUCUGGACUCUCCCGUUGUGCUGCCCAGGACACCUAAAAAACAUGCAAAGAAGGAACGUGGCUUCAUGCUGAUAGGACCCCUUCGAAUUUAUGGGAGCAUCAAACCAGAGUCAGUGAUUCUUCUGAAUGAUCCCAAGUUGCAGACAUCCACUGUCAUUCACCAUCCAGUCGUGGCACCAUUCCCCCCCUCUGUCCCACUCACAGUCUGCCCGGAUCUACUGAGAGCUGCGCUGCUGGGGGAGGAGCAGCGGAGAAGCUGCUGCUGCAGCACUAAACUAAUGCCAGUGGUGACAGACCUGGAGUAUGAUGCCUUCAUUAUGGGCCAGCCUGCACACACUCAACAGAUCCUUGUGGUGUGUGUGACUCUGCCGUGCGAGCCUGUCAACACAAAUGCAAUUCCCAGCCAAGACUCGCUGGAGAAUCUUUACAGGAGGAAGAACAAGUACAGAACCAUGCCGUGCACUCAGUGCCAGAAGGACUCUUUUCGGCUGGUGAGGUAUGAAACAGAAGCAGAGGAUCCCUGCUAUGAAUCCAAGAACACCCUGCUGUGGCAGCGACACAGAGCUGCUCCCGGGAUGGUCCUGGUCAGUAAAUCCACUGCAGACUUGUCCAAAAGCUGCAUGCUAUGCAAAGUGCAUGUCUUCAUGGUUCCCACUGGGUGGCAGCAGCAGCAGCACGAAGCAGAAGUGGUUGUAUUAGUGAAUGGAUGGGCUGGAAAAACAUGUACCCCAUCCAUCCAGUUCUUUCCCAAGAGGUCCAGACGUGUGUUUAAAAGUGUUGCAGGCUGACAAGAAUUACAGAAGGGAGCUCUAAUUUUCAAACCAAAGACAUGAAAACUGCUUCAGUGAUGUUUGCUGCAAGAUUAAAAACCCACCUAUAAAUCAAACAUGAGUAUCUGAAUCAUGGGGACGUGAAAAUACCAUCAGUAAUUAAGUAUUUUUAAGCCAGUAGGGCUUACUCAGAAACUGUGAAAGAGCAGAUGUGUGACUGGGAUGUGAUACCACAGGAUGUGGUGUCACAUUAAGGCUUGUGUGUUUUGAAAUCUAAAGCUUAAAAAAAAAAUCCUCACGAGGAAUAUGACUUUCGUUGUGAAACAUUGGAGUCAGCAGUGCAAUGUAAAACAAAAAAAACCAAACAAAACACUUAAGCUUUUCACGUAUGAGCGGGGGAUAAAAAUAACUGCAGUGUGUGACUGCAGAGGCGUUUUCUUCUGUUUCCACGUAUUUAUUGUAAAUAUUGUUUGCUAAUAUGAUAGAUGUACAUCAGGGGGAAGCUGCUGUUUAUGGGCUACAUAUGCAGCGAUCACAGCUUCUCAGCCGGGGACCUUGAAAAGCAAAUCUCCAGAAGCAGGAGAGACUACAGAUUAGGUUUGAGUC
Molecule: messenger RNA, 3377 nt
Organism: Archocentrus centrarchus (flier cichlid)
Lineage: Eukaryota; Metazoa; Chordata; Actinopteri; Cichliformes; Cichlidae
Exons: 14
Coding region: 507-2789 (760 amino acids)
Source: RefSeq, a predicted model, not a curated record